AUGGACUAUUUUUACUUUAGGUGGUUAAAUACUUUAUUCCGUACUGGAAAUAAAAGAUGCCUUGAAAAAAGCGAUUUAUAUAAUUUAUAUGAAGAAGAUAAAGCUGAAGCUUCUGUUAAUAAAUUCGAAAAGGAAUGGGCAAAGGAAAGCAAGAAAGCUAGUAAAAUCUAUACUCCUAGUUUACAGCUAGCCAUCGUUAAAGCUUUUGGCUUUAGCUUUAUGCUAUUAGGCAUUCCAUGCUUCUUAGAAGAAUCGAUAAAAAUAGCUCAGCCUCUCUUAAUUGGACAAAUUGUCAACUAUUUUACCACCGAUACAACUGUUACUACUACGGAAGUUUAUUUUUAUGCGCUUGGUUUAAGUCUAUCGGUCUUUUUAACCACCGUUCUUGAUCAAAUCUACUACUAUGCCGUCGAGCGAUUCGGUAUGAGAAUUAGAGUAACCCUUUGCUCAGUCAUCUUUAAGAAGGUUCUAAAACUAUCGACGGUGGUCAUGUCUAAUGUUUCAACGGGGCAUAUAUUAAAUUUAAUGGCCAAUGAUGCACAACGAUUCGAUGAAAUUCCUACAACACUCCAUUACAUCUGGAUUGGCCCUAUACAAGUCAUCGUUUUGACAAUUUUAUUAUGGCGAGAAAUUGGUAUAGCAUGUCUUUCAGGCCUAGCGGUUAUUCUCUUGCUGCUACCUGUUCAGAUUCUCAUGGCUAAAUUUGCUGUUCGAUUUAGACGAUACUAUCUGGAAAAUGCCGAUGCUAGAAUACGGGUUAUGAGUGAAAUAAUCUCAGGGAUGAAAGCAAUCAAGAUGUAUGCAUGGGAAGAAUCUUUUUCAGAAUCGAUCGAGAGCUCUCGAAAGUUUGAGCUUUCUGGGGCUAAAAAUGCCGCUUACAUGGCGACCGUCAAUACCGGGCUCUUUCUAAUCUCAUCGACGCUUAUUGCUUUUACCACUUUUAUGACACAAGUACUUCUUGGCAAGCGUUUAUUGCCUUCCAUGGUGUUUACCGUAUUUUCAUUGCUAACGGCACUGCAAUUGCCCAUAUUAUAUGGUAUCCCCAAAUCACUACAGAGCCUUUUUGAAGCUAGAAUUUCAUUAAAGACAGUCGAGGCUUUCCUCAAUUUAAAAGACUCAGUUAAUAAGGCCAUUAAGCAUGACGAAACGGUAGAAGAUAGUGAAGAUUCUUUCGUUACAAUUGAUCAUGUUAGUGCAGCCUGGGAUGGCGAUCCACUCUUUGAAGAUCUCUCUUUAUCCAUUGAAUCCAAUAAGUUAUACGCCAUAGUAGGCCCAGUAGGGUGUGGAAAGACCUCAUUGCUGAUGACUUUGUUAGGGGAAAUGACAAUCUUGCGAGGAUCUAUAAAUAUGAGAGGAAAGGUAGCUUACGUUCCACAGCAACCAUGGAUUCUACCGGGCACCAUUCGCGAUAAUAUUCUCUUUGAUAAACCAAUGCGUCAAGAGCGAUAUAAUCGAAUUCUCCGUGUUUGUGCUUUAAAUAAGGAUAUCGAAAAGUUGCCAUUCAAAGACGAUACUCGAAUUGGUGAACGUGGUAUUCAAUUAAGUGGAGGUCAGAAAGCUCGAAUUUGUUUGGCAAGGGCAUUAUAUAUGGAUGCAGAUAUCUAUCUCUUGGAUGAUCCUUUCAGCGCAGUCGACAUUCGAGUUGGAAGACAUAUUUAUCAGCAGUGCAUCAUUAAUUAUUUGCAAGAUCGGCUUCGAAUUCUUGUUACGCAUCAACUCCAAUUUUUAAGAAAGGCUCAUCAGAUUGUAAUCUUGAAAGAUGGUAGAAUUGCUGCAAUAGGCACUUAUUCCGAACUAGCUAAAAGUGGUAUUGAUUUUACCUCUUUAAUGACUGAAGAAAUUGAAAGUAAACAAGCACGAAUCUGUAAAAAAGUUCAACAAAGAGUUGAUCGAAAUUUAUCCUUGUGCAAAAAUAAAGUAAAUCGGCACCCAUCUAUGUAUGUUACCAUAUUUGACGCAGCUGAAAUCGGAGCUGAUGUAGAUGAAGAUAUUAUAGAAGACCGGCAAACUGGAGGAGUGGCGUUACAUGUCUAUAAAGCUUAUUUUACUGCAUCUUCUCCAUUAAUAUUACAUUUGUUUCUCAUCAUUUUAUGUGCAAUUAGUCAAGGAUGCGCAAUUACAGCUGAUUGGUGGCUUUCCCAGUGGUGUAAUAGUUUUGUAGUCGUAGCUAAUUCUUCCGUUGCUUCAGAUAAUUCAUCUGCAACAUCUUUCGUUAAUAACGCUUUCAAUAGUAGCGUAGAAUUGGAUCAAGUUCUGCUAUAUGGAUUAUCGAAUAGACUAGUUAUCAUUAUUUAUGGAGCUUUAGUCUUUAUUACAGUAUCUUUAUGCUUACUAAGAUCAACAACCAUCGCUAAAGUGGCAGUAAACGCGUCUAGAAAUCUUCACAGUCUCAUGUUUAAAUCAGUUAUGAAAGCACCGAUUCAUUUCCUUGCUUCAAAUCCAUCGGGUAUCAUUUUAAAUCGAUUUUCCAAAGAAAUUGGAAGAAUCGAUGAUUUAAUGCCAAUUACAUUAAGUUAUGUCGUGCAGUAUUCCAUGUUUAGCCUUGGAGCCGUAGUUGCAAGUAGUAUUGUUAAUCCUUGGGUACUUGUACUUAUCCUUCCUAUGGGUUUACUCUUCUUUUUUAUGCGAAAAUAUUAUCUGAAUUCAUCCAGAGCGCUAAAAAGGCUCGAGGCUACGGCCACUAGCCCAGUUUACUCUCAUAUUUCGACAACACUACAAGGAUUAGCUAUUAUUCGCAACUUUGGAAUGGAGAAAGAAUUUAUCGAUCAAUUCUUUCAUUUUCAAAAUGACCAUACCCAAGCUUGGUUUUUCUUUAUGAUAGCGACACGUUGGAUUGCUUUCCAUCUUGAUUUAAUUUGUAGUCUAUUCAUAGCUGGUGUUACUUUUGGAGCUAUCUGGGCGAAAGAUGCUAGCGAUGCAGGACUAGUGGGGCUAUCUUUGAGCUAUUCUAUCUCUCUACUUGGAAACUUCCAGUGGAGCAUACGCCAGAGUGCAGAAUUAGAAAAUCAGGCAUGUAAAGAAAGAAUGACUUCUGUUGAAAGGAUAGUCAGCUAUACGAAUCUUGCCGAAGAUGGGCGUUGGUAUACGGAUAACGAUCCAUUACCAAAUUGGCCAAAAAAUGGAAAAAUUCAGUUUGAUAAUGUGACAUAUGCCUAUGAUUCGUCUCUACCGCCAGUUUUGCAUGAUCUAUCUUGCACUAUUCAGCCUAGAGAGAAGAUUGGAGUAGUAGGUCGCACUGGAGCUGGUAAAUCGACGCUAUUAUGCGUAUUAUUUCGACUUUCUAAUUAUUAUGGUGACCUUGAAAUUGAUGGAGUAGAAAUUUCUAGAAUUGGUUUGCAAGCUUUAAGAAGUAAAUUAUCAAUCAUUCCUCAAGAACCUUUUCUUUUUACGGGGACUCUUCGAAGCAAUAUCGACCCAUUUUCUGUCCAUGAUGAUGACCUAAUAUGGGAAGCAAUUGAUAAUGCUCAGCUAAGAGAUGUGGUUGAAGAACUACCUGAAAAGCUUGGUUUUAAAAUCACCGAAGCUGGUGCUAAUUUUAGUAUCGGACAAAAACAGUUGAUUUGUUUAGCGCGAGCACUACUUAGGAAUAAUAAAAUUCUAUUAGUUGAUGAAGCGACUGCCAAUCUUGAUCCACAGACUGACGCAAUUAUUCAAAAAUCAAUUCGAAAACAUUUUAAAGAUUGUACAGUCAUUACUAUUGCUCAUCGUCUAAAUACCAUCAUUGAUAGUGAUCGAAUUCUGGUGUUAGACGCUGGUCAAUUGAUACAAUUUGAUAGCCCUCAUGAACUUUUAAGUAGAGAAGAUGGGCUCUUUCAUCAGAUGGCAAAACAGGCGGGCUCAUCCGAAUUAGCAAAGUUAAAAGAGAUUGCUAAAAAGAAAUACGAUGAAAAUAUGGCAACACUGGCUGUCAUGCGAUACCGUUCCAAUACGGAGUGUCGCUCAAAUGAUAGUACGACAGAGAUAAAGGACAUUGAAUACAUUCAAAUUGGAGAGAGAACUUAUAGCAUUUCAAUCACCUAUGCCGAUAGUGAUGAUAACGAUAAAAAUCUUGAUCCCUACGUUCCCAUACUACCUGAUGAAGUCAGUAUUUCACUCAAUUCUUUCGCAAUUGAAAGUGAUAAUGAGACUAAUCUUAAUAAGCAUAGCGAUUAUGAGAACAGACAAGUUGCCCCUAAUAAAAUCUCUCAAUCAAAUUCCCAAGUUGCCGCCAGUGAGAUUUCUCGAUCGAAUUCAGGAUCCAGUACAGGUUCCAGCGGUAAAUGGGUAUGA
This is a messenger RNA of Trichoplax adhaerens, 4269 nucleotides long. RefSeq lists its product as uncharacterized. Gene Ontology annotation, cellular component: membrane. NCBI's taxonomy places the organism in Eukaryota, Metazoa, Placozoa, Uniplacotomia, Trichoplacea, Trichoplacidae. The record is from RefSeq and is a predicted model, not a curated record. Gene Ontology annotation, biological process: transmembrane transport. The transcript is spliced from 23 exons. Gene Ontology annotation, molecular function: ABC-type transporter activity; ATP hydrolysis activity; ATP binding. Bases 1 to 4269 code for a protein of 1422 amino acids.